Messenger RNA from Malassezia restricta, 1152 nucleotides. Its product is annotated as oxysterol-binding protein-related protein 9/10/11. The transcript has a single exon. The record is from RefSeq and is a predicted model, not a curated record. NCBI's taxonomy places the organism in Eukaryota, Fungi, Basidiomycota, Malasseziomycetes, Malasseziales, Malasseziaceae. Gene Ontology annotation, molecular function: oxysterol binding. Gene Ontology annotation, cellular component: cytosol; membrane; intracellular membrane-bounded organelle. Bases 1 to 1152 code for a protein of 383 amino acids. Gene Ontology annotation, biological process: piecemeal microautophagy of the nucleus; maintenance of cell polarity; exocytosis.
AUGACCCAGACGGAGCAAGGUGAAGCGCUUCCUGCGGAGCACCGGGGAGGAUGGAUGCACUUCCUGAAGGCGAUCGCAAGCAUGUCGGGUGAUCUGAGCAAGAUGACGGCACCCUCGUUCAUUCUCUCACCCGUGUCGCUGACGGAGUACCCAUCGUACUGGGGCGAGCACCCAGCGUCGUUUGUCGACGUGCAGAAUGGUGCGACGCCGGAGGAGCGCAUGAUUGCUGUUUUGCGCUGGUUUAUCGGCACGCUUAAGGGCCAGUACACGUCGCGCAACACGAGCAUGGGCUCGGAGAAGAAGCCGCUGAACCCUGUGCUGGGCGAGCUGUUCUACGGCAAUUGGCCAGCGCAAGGCGAAUUGGGCGAAACGACCCUUGUGUCGGAGCAGGUGUCGCAUCACCCGCCCAUCACGGCGUACUUUUUGGAAAAUGCCAAGGCGGGCGUAUCCGUCGAGGGGCACAGUGGCCAAAAAACGUCGUUCACGGGCCGCUCGAUUCGCGUUGUGCAGGUCGGCCAUGCCUUUAUGCGCUUGCAGCGUCCUGAGGGCGUUGAGACGUACCUUAUUACUUUGCCGACGCUGUCGAUCGAUGGUCUGUGGUUUGGCUCGCCGUACAUUGAGCUUACGGACUCGUCGUACAUCUACUCGUCUUCGGGCUUGACGGCCAAGAUUCACUACUCGGGCCGCGGCUACUUUACGGGCAAGCCACACUCCUUCACGGCGACUGUGACACCGUCUUCAUCUCCGUUGUCGAAGCCCAUUUUCCAGGCCUCUGGUAUCUGGUCGGGCAAGAGCACGGUGGACGAAAGCACCGUGGUGCCUGCCCAAGGCGAAUUUUGGGACGCAGAUGCGCAUGCGCGUGAGGAGGUUCACGUCAAGCCGCUAGAGCAGCAGGGCGAGUACGAAAGUCGCCGCCUGUGGCAGACGGUGUCGCGCGGCAUCAAGUCGGGCGACUACGAUAUCGCAUCGAAAGACAAGUCGCGCAUCGAGAACGAGCAGCGUGCUCUUCGGAAGAAGCGCGAGCAGGACGGCACAAAACACGUACCGAAGCACUUUGCGCUCGUGGAAAAUGACCCAGAAUAUGCUCGACUCGUCGUGCCGUCUAAGCACGUUCCUGCCGAGCAGGACAGCUUCCGUUUUCAGCGCACGUAG